GCGGCGUGCUCCCUCGUCCUCCUCCUGGCCCUGCUGGGGCUGCGGGCACAGGUGACUUUAGCGUCAGGACAGUUUGAGUUGGAGAUCUUAUCCAUGCAAAAUGUGAAUGGUGAACUGCAAAAUGGAAAUUGCUGUGAUGGCACCCGAAACCCAGGAGACAGAAAAUGCACCAGAGACGAGUGUGAUACCUAUUUUAAAGUUUGCCUGAAGGAGUAUCAAUCACGGGUCACUGCUGGCGGUCCUUGCAGCUUCGGAUCCAAAUCCACUCCUGUCAUCGGAGGAAAUACCUUCAAUUUAAAGUACAGCCGGAAUAAUGAGAAGAACCGGAUUGUUAUCCCUUUCAGCUUCGCCUGGCCGAGAUCCUACACAUUGCUUGUUGAGGCAUGGGAUUACAAUGAUAACUCUACUAAUCCCGAUCGCAUUAUUGAGAAGGCAUCCCACUCUGGCAUGAUCAAUCCAAGCCGUCAGUGGCAGACUUUGAAACAUAAUGCAGGAGUUGCCCACUUUGAGUAUCAAAUCCGUGUGACUUGUGCAGAACAUUACUAUGGCUUUGGCUGCAACAAGUUUUGUCGACCAAGAGAUGACUUCUUCACUCACCAUACCUGCGACCAGAACGGCAACAAAACCUGCUUGGAAGGCUGGAUGGGACCAGAGUGCAACAAAGCUAUUUGUCGUCAGGGAUGUAGCCCCAAGCAUGGUUCUUGCACAAUUCCAGGAGAGUGCAGGUGUCAGUAUGGAUGGCAAGGCCAGUACUGUGAUAAGUGCAUUCCACACCCAGGAUGUGUCCAUGGCACUUGCAUUGAACCAUGGCAAUGCCUCUGUGAAACCAACUGGGGUGGUCAGCUCUGUGACAAAGAUCUGAACUACUGUGGAACCCACCCACCCUGUUUGAAUGGUGGUACCUGCAGCAACACUGGCCCCGAUAAAUACCAAUGUUCCUGCCCUGAGGGCUACUCGGGACAGAACUGUGAAAUCGCGGAGCACGCCUGCCUCUCCGACCCUUGUCACAAUGGAGGAAGCUGCUUAGAGACGCCGACAGGAUUUGAAUGUGUGUGUGCGCCUGGCUGGGCUGGACCAACUUGCACUGAUAAUAUUGAUGAUUGUUCUCCAAAUCCCUGUGGUCACGGAGGAACCUGCCAAGAUCUCGUUGAUGGAUUUAAGUGUAUUUGCCCACCUCAGUGGACUGGCAAAACGUGCCAGCUAGAUGCGAAUGAAUGUGAGGGCAAACCCUGUGUCAAUGCCAACUCCUGCAGGAACCUGAUUGGCAGCUACUAUUGUGACUGCAUUACUGGCUGGUCUGGCCACAACUGUGAGAUAAAUAUUAACGAUUGUCGUGGACAAUGUCAGAAUGGAGGAUCCUGUCGGGACUUGGUUAAUGGUUAUCGGUGUAUCUGUUCACCUGGCUAUGCAGGAGAUCACUGUGAGAAAGACAUCAAUGAAUGUGCGAGUAACCCUUGCAUGAAUGGGGGUCAUUGCCAGGAUGAAAUCAAUGGAUUCCAAUGUCUGUGUCCCGCUGGUUUCUCAGGAAACCUCUGUCAGCUGGACAUAGAUUACUGUGAGCCAAAUCCUUGCCAGAACGGUGCCCAGUGCUUCAAUCUUGCUAUGGAUUAUUUCUGUAACUGCCCUGAAGAUUACGAAGGGAAGAACUGCUCCCACUUGAAAGAUCACUGCCGCACAACUCCUUGUGAAGUAAUUGACAGCUGUACUGUGGCAGUCGCUUCUAACAGCACACCAGAAGGGGUUCGUUAUAUUUCUUCCAAUGUCUGUGGUCCUCACGGAAAGUGCAAGAGCCAAGCAGGUGGAAAAUUCACCUGUGAAUGCAACAAAGGAUUCACUGGCACCUACUGCCAUGAGAAUAUUAAUGACUGCGAGAGCAAUCCGUGUAAAAAUGGUGGCACUUGUAUCGAUGGCAUCAACUCCUACAAAUGUAUUUGUAGUGAUGGAUGGGAAGGAAUGUACUGUGAAACAAAUAUUAAUGACUGCAGUAAAAACCCUUGCCACAAUGGAGGAACUUGCCGAGACUUGGUCAACGACUUCUUCUGUGAAUGUAAAAAUGGGUGGAAAGGAAAAACUUGCCACUCCCGUGACAGCCAGUGCGAUGAGGCAACAUGCAACAAUGGAGGAACAUGUUAUGACGAGGGGGACACUUUCAAGUGCAUGUGUCCUGCAGGAUGGGAAGGAGCCACUUGCAAUAUAGCAAGGAACAGCAGCUGCCUGCCAAACCCCUGUCACAACGGUGGUACCUGUGUAGUCAGCGGGGAUUCUUUCACUUGUGUCUGCAAGGAGGGCUGGGAAGGACCCACGUGUACUCAGAACACAAACGACUGCAGUCCUCAUCCUUGUUAUAAUAGUGGCACUUGCGUGGAUGGAGACAACUGGUACCGCUGUGAAUGUGCUCCAGGCUUCGCAGGUCCCGACUGCAGGAUCAAUAUCAAUGAAUGCCAGUCUUCACCCUGUGCCUUUGGAGCUACGUGUGUAGAUGAAAUUAACGGGUACCGUUGCCUUUGCCCGCUGGGCCGUAGCGGUCCAGGAUGCCAAGAAGUCACAGGAAGGCCUUGCAUUACCAAUGUUCGAGUAAUGCCAGAUGGGGCCAAGUGGGAUGAUGACUGUAAUACCUGUCAGUGUGUGAAUGGAAAAGUCACCUGUUCUAAGGUUUGGUGUGGUCCUCGACCUUGUCUCAUACACGCCAAAGGCCACAACGAAUGCCCAACUGGACACGCCUGUGUUCCUGUUAAAGACGAUCACUGCUUCACUCGCCCUUGUGCUGCAGUGGGUGAAUGUUGGCCUUCGAAUCAACAGCCCGUGAAGACCAAAUGCAAUUCUGAUUCCUACUACCAAGACAACUGUGCCAACAUCACCUUUACCUUCAAUAAGGAAAUGAUGGUGCCAGGACUUACCACAGAGCACAUAUGCAGUGAAUUGAGGAAUCUGAAUAUUCUGAAGAAUGUUUCUGUUGAAUAUUCCAUCUAUAUCACCUGCGAGCCCUCACACUUGGCAAACAAUGAAAUACAUGUUGCUAUUUCUGCAGAAGAUAUAGGGGAAGAUGAAAACCCAAUCAAAGACAUCACAGAUAAGAUUAUUGACCUUGUCAGUAAGCGCGAUGGUAACAACACACUAAUUGCUGCAGUUGCGGAAGUCAGAGUACAGCGGCGACCGGUUAAAAACAAAACAGAUUUCUUGGUGCCCUUACUGAGCUCGGUCCUAACAGUAGCCUGGAUCUGUUGCCUGGUAACUGUUUUUUACUGGUGCAUUCGGAAGCGCCGAAAGCAGAGCAGCCAUACUCACACGGCGUCCGAUGACAACACUACCAACAACGUCAGGGAGCAGCUGAAUCAGAUAAAAAACCCCAUUGAGAAACAUGGGGCAAAUACUGUCCCAAUCAAAGACUACGAAAACAAAAACUCCAAAAUCGCCAAAAUAAGGACACACAAUUCAGAGGUGGAGGAAGACGACAUGGACAAACACCAGCAGAAGGCCCGCUUCGCCAAGCAGCCAGCGUACACUUUGGUAGACAGAGAUGAAAAGCCCCCCAACAGCACACCUACAAAACACCCAAACUGGACAAACAAACAGGACAACAGAGACUUGGAAAGCGCACAAAGCCUCAAUCGAAUGGAGUACAUUGUAUAG
Messenger RNA from Egretta garzetta (little egret), 3630 nucleotides. RefSeq names its product jagged canonical Notch ligand 1 (gene JAG1). Gene Ontology annotation, biological process: Notch signaling pathway; cell communication; axon guidance. The transcript has 26 exons. Gene Ontology annotation, molecular function: calcium ion binding; Notch binding. The annotation marks the transcript as partial. Lineage: Eukaryota; Metazoa; Chordata; Aves; Pelecaniformes; Ardeidae. Gene Ontology annotation, cellular component: cell surface; plasma membrane; signaling receptor complex. The record is from RefSeq and is a predicted model, not a curated record.